Molecule: messenger RNA, 448 nt
Organism: Paramecium sonneborni
Lineage: Eukaryota; Ciliophora; Oligohymenophorea; Peniculida; Parameciidae
Source: the annotation of a GenBank genome assembly
AUGUCAUCAUAAUCUUAAUAAGAAUAAGAUUAAGAUCAAGAAAAUAAUGAAGAACUUUAAGCUGAUGAUUAAGAUUUAUCAUCAAAAUAAUAGAAAGGCUAAAAAUAAGUAAAGAGUAGUAUAAAAAAAGUAAGAAAUUAUUAAAAAGUUCCCGAAAAUCUUAAAUCAUAAUUACUUAAGUUAGUAAUUUAGUAGGGUGUUAAAAUAAAUUAAGUAGCAAUUUGGAAUUUAUUAUCAGGCAGCCCAAUAAUUGAAUUUAAAAUAUGCCACAGCUAAAACUAUAGUUUUUACUUAUCGAGCUUAAUCGAAACCAAAGAAAUCAAAAAAUAAAAAAAAGAAAACUGCUAUAAAAGUAGAAUUUGUACCAAUCCAAAAUAAUAAUGUCAAUCCUAUUCAUGUAGAAAUUACGAUUGGAGGAAAUAUAUAAAAUAAAUUUACACUCUAAUGA